Cydia splendana is the source of this 3010-nucleotide messenger RNA. RefSeq names its product solute carrier family 2, facilitated glucose transporter member 3-like. Gene Ontology annotation, biological process: monosaccharide transmembrane transport. Bases 1 to 1422 code for a protein of 473 amino acids. The transcript is spliced from 11 exons. Gene Ontology annotation, molecular function: hexose transmembrane transporter activity. The record is from RefSeq and is a predicted model, not a curated record. NCBI's taxonomy places the organism in Eukaryota, Metazoa, Arthropoda, Insecta, Lepidoptera, Tortricidae. Gene Ontology annotation, cellular component: membrane.
AUGUCACAGGGAAUGAACCUGCGGCUGGCGUUUGCCGUAGUGUCGUCCGCCUGCUGGUCGGCCUUCCAACAUGGCUACAGUACUGGUGUCCUCAACGCGCCACAGCUGGUGAUGUCAAGAUGGCUACAAUUCGACGCGUUAUCAGGCACCAAUCUGACCAUGGAGGCCACCGAAGAGCCAAAGGUGGCCACCAUCUGGUCUGUUGUCGUCUCUGUCUACUGCGUGGGGGGCAUGAUUGGGGGCAUGCUGACUGGUGUCAUUGCUGACAGAUUCGGUCGAAAAGGCGGGCUGCUGCUCAACAACGCGCUUGUAUUCGUCUCUGCCGCGUUUCAGGGGACCGCCAAGAAAGCUAAUUCUGCGGAACUCCUUAUCCUAGGACGAUUGGUCAUCGGCAUCAACAGCGGUCUGAACGCGGGCUUGGCUCCCAUGUACUUGGCCGAGAUAUCGCCAGUGUCGCUUCGAGGAUCGAUCGGCACAGUCUACCAGCUUGUCAUCACCAUCUCCAUCCUUCUCUCCCAAGGGCUGGGGUUACCCUCAGUCCUGGGCACGGAGGAAGGCUGGCCCUGGCUGCUGGCCGUCUGCGCUAUACCGGCCGUCAUACAGAGCGUCACGCUGCCACUGUGUCCCGAGUCGCCGAAGUAUUUGCUGCUGAAUAAGGGGAGGGAGCUGCAUGCGCAGGAAGCUCUGAAUUGGCUAAGGGGCGACGUAGCUGUCCACGGUGAAAUGGAAGAAAUGCACCAGGAGGCAGAAAAGAACAAAGUCAGCAAGAAGGUGACACUACGCGAACUCUUCGGCAACCGCCAGCUCCGUCAACCGCUGCUCAUCGCCAUGACAGUGAUGGUUGCCCAGCAGUUGUCUGGAAUAAACGCCGUCAUGUUCUACUCUACUGAUAUCUUCUCGCAGGCCAGCCUUAAGCCGCCGUAUUCGCAGUAUGCUACUUUAGGCACAGGAGCCAUGAACGUUCUGAUGACCUUAGUGAGUCUGGUGCUGGUGGAAAUAGCCGGCCGGAAGACGUUGCUGCUGGUCGGCUUCAGCGGCAUGUUCAUCAGCUCCAUCUUGUUACUAGCGGCAAUGUUGCACACCACGAUCGCAUGGAUGCCGUACGCAUGCAUCGGUCUGGUGAUUCUCUUCGUGGUAAUGUUUGCAGUGGGGCCUGGAUCCAUACCCUGGUUCCUUGUUACUGAACUAUUCAACCAGUCUUCGAGGCCGGCGGCGGCGUCAGUGGCGGUCACAGUCAACUGGGCGGCUAACUUCCUCGUCGGACUCACCUUCCUACCACUUCAACUGGUGAUAAAGGCGUACGUGUUCGUGAUCUUCGCCAUAUUCCAGCUGGUGUUCCUCGUUUUCAUCAGCAUGAAGGUUCCGGAGACGAAGAACAAGACGGUGGAGGAGGUCACCGCCAUGUUUAGACAGCAACUAUGACUUGACGCUUAUGCUCUAGUUGCCUAGGAUAGCGGUGCCGUCAUAUAGCGGCCGUCUCCAUACAAAUACUACGACAUCCAUAUUUAGCCGUAUUAUUUAGUAUGGGGACGGCCGCUAUAUGACGCUAUCCUUGGAAAACCGAUCUUUAAGGCCAAGCCAUCCUCCAGACUGAGCAUAGUAGCGCUACCCCCUCUGCCACAAAUACGGUAGUUUUACUGCAUUUUCGAGUCGAAAGUGUCUUUGUGUGACGUCCGUGUCUUUGAACGGACCAAUCACGGCACGGGACUCGCUCACCUCGUCCCCCGCAACCCCGUAUUUUUGGCAGCAUCGGUUUCAUGAAAUAAUUGCUUUAAACUCCGUCUAGAGGAUUCCUAGUCUAUGGGGCAACCCCUAGCGUCUUCCAGAAUAUUGCAGUAAUACCCCCUAUGGGGUCGUCCAGAAAUCAUGUGAUCAUAUUUGGCCUAUUUUUGACCCCCCCUCCGCCUUGGUGAUAUUGAUUUUAACGCAAACCCGGCCCCCUGCGACAAGAUCACGUGAUAAUUACGAUACCCUUAGACGCUAAGCAAUCAAGGCCAUGGCGCCGAUGCGAGCUUUUAUAUGUUUUCAAGUUGGUGCGAUGAAUGUUUUUAUUGGGUAAAUACGCAUAUAAAAUAGAGCGGAUUAUUUGAUUUAAUUUAAUUUUUGAGUAAUUUUGUUGUUUUUGGCAUUCCCGCUUUGAAAAAAAAUAUUACACGCGAUGUUUUCUCUGACCCCCCCACCCCCAUCGUGACCAUUCGUGAUAUUUUUCUUACCCCCACCCUCCCCCCCUCUAUCUAAACGAUCACACGAUUUCUGGACGACCCCUAUUGACAAAUACUUUGCACUGCUUGAUUCGUCGUUGUAGGGAUUUCUUUGUUUAUACCUAGCUAAUAAUAUUUAAAAAAAAACUCAUUUUUACUGUAUUCCUAAUGUUAUUUGUCCGUUUUCUAAUUGAAAUAGAUAUGAUUUUAUGACAUUGAUCGAAUUAAUGAAUGACUGAUUUGAAUGGCAGAUAUGAAUGAACAGAGUAACAUCACAGAAUAAAUAAUAGUACUAGGUACAGAAGACUCACUCUCUAACAAAACGCGUCUGUUACGAUCAGGACAGAUAUGGCCGCUAGGUGGCAACAGCGCCACGCGCGGCUUAUGGCUAGCCACCAAAAUUGGUGUGGAACGGAUGUACUUGUAGCUAUACCUGUUGCAAAGCGACGAAAUCGCGGAGUGAGCCACGCCUGGUAACAUGAAAGAGACGCUUUCCAGAUAGAUUGCUUUCAAACUCGCACAGUGACAUUGACAACCGGCAUUAUGUGCGAGACAGCAAUAUAAUUAAUGCGCGUGCAAAAGAGAUAGCAAUAGACGGGUCAAUGGACGAAAAUCUAUCUGGAAAGUGUCUCUGCUUUAGGUACCUAUCAAAUUUCGCAAAAAGUAGAUUUAUAACUUUGUUAAGAGAUUAUCUCCAUAAUUUAAGCCUGCGGUCGGCAACCUGCGGCCCGCGGGCCGCAUGCGGCUCGCGAAACUGUCACUUGCGGCCCGAGAGGCGCCUUGGCUAUUUUGUAUGUAAUAGUGACAAA